AUGGGGGCCACAAAUACUGAGAAAGCUGAGUUAGAUUCCUAUCAACUCAAGAAUGUUGCACAGAAUUGGUGCAAGAUGUUGCAAGAUAGCCGAGUAUUGGGCGGAGUUCGGGUCACUUGGGAGAUGUUUAAGACUGACUUUAUAGAGAGGUUCUUUCCCAGAAAGAUGAGGGAGGCCAAGGUUGAGCAGUUUAUAAACCUGAAGCAGGGAUCCAUGAGAGCCAGGGAGUAUUCAUUGAAAAUUGUUAAAAUGUCCAGGUAUGCUACUUUCCUUAUAUCUAAAAGCAGGGAUGAGAUGAGCAGGUUCCUCACAGGAAUCGACCGAUAUUUGGAGGAGGAGUGUUGGUCUGCUAUGCUCCAUUAUACCAUGGACCUAUUAAGGUUGAUGGUUCAUGUCCAGCAGGUAGAGGAUAACCAUAAGAAGAGAGGUGUUCAUGAUGCUAGGAGGACUAAAUCUCAAGAUCAUACAGGUCCUAGUAAUGGAGGCAACAGAAACAAUUUAGGCGUCCGUGAGCAGCCCAAAUUUAUAAAGGGGCAAAAGAGUUCAGGGAAUUCUAACUUUCAGAGGAGUACAACACCUAGAGGAGGCAGACCCAAGACCAAGAAGGUAAAUGGAGGUGAGAUGCAGCCUCCCAGAAGGAAAUGUGCUAAGUCUGGCCGUGCUCAUAGUGGAGAGUGCAUAUAG
Molecule: messenger RNA, 684 nt
Organism: Solanum pennellii
Lineage: Eukaryota; Viridiplantae; Streptophyta; Magnoliopsida; Solanales; Solanaceae
Exons: 1
Coding region: 1-684 (227 amino acids)
Source: RefSeq, a predicted model, not a curated record